Cyphellophora attinorum is the source of this 459-nucleotide messenger RNA. RefSeq lists its product as uncharacterized. The transcript has 2 exons. The record is from RefSeq and is a predicted model, not a curated record. NCBI's taxonomy places the organism in Eukaryota, Fungi, Ascomycota, Eurotiomycetes, Chaetothyriales, Cyphellophoraceae. The coding region runs from base 1 to 459 and encodes 152 amino acids.
AUGGCUCCUCUUCUCGCACUGCCACCAUUUUUUCACGUUCCAACAGGCACAGUCUCGGGCCCGACGUCGAUAACCCGCCGCGACAGCGGCAAUGGCAACCAGCGGCCGACAGAAGCGUCUAACGACAAUAGCAACAAUGGCAUGGUUCCUGAAAGCGAUUCGGCAAUGACCCGGACACUGGUCAUCUUUAUUGCUGUGGCGACGCUAUUGUUCGGUGUGAUAUGGCUGGCUUUCAUCCUGGAGUCGAAGAAACGUCGCGCGUAUCGCAGACGAAUGCGAGCUCAGAUCGACCGUUCCGCUGGGUUGGCGGACGCCGGAAGCAUGUCAAAGUACGACAUCAGCGUGUCUGAUGUUCUUCAAUGCCUGCCGCCCACCGUGGUGUACAGUAAUUGCAACGUCGUGUCCGAAAAGUCCGAAGUUGUUGAGGUAACUGAAGAGGAGGAAGGUCCGUCCUGGUAA